UGCUCCUGGAAGUGGUCCCAUGUUCAAGUCAACAACUGUUACUGUGAAAGAAAAUGAAAUUUCCCAAAGAGUUGUUGUGGAUUCAGUUAACAACCAGCAGGAUUUCAAAUAUAAUUUGAUUCACAGCGAAGCAAAUACUAAAGAUGUUACUACUGUUCCUGCAGAUCCAGGAAACACAAAUAAUUAUACAACAAAAAAUAACCGACUUGGGGAUCAAGCCCAGGGAAUUCACAGACAUAAAAUUGGCUUUUCUUUUGCAUUUCCAAAAAAAGCAUCUGUGAAGCUGGAGUCCUCAGCUGCAGCCUUCUCAGAAUACAAUGAUGAUGCCUCUGUGGAAAAAGAAUUUAGCAGAAAAAGUAGAUUUGUCCCCAGCACUUGUCAUAUUCAACUAUCUUCACCAACAGAUGUGCUUUUGAAUUCGGGGGAGAAAGCUACCUCUUUUCAUCCACCAGAGGCAAUGCACACUGUCAAAGAAACUGCUCAAACUCAAGAGAUAAAAGAAGUCCCAAGUGAAAAAGAUACAUUAUCAUUGUCUUCAUUUUGCCAGCUUCAGCUCCCUUUAUCUUCUGAUACAGAUAAUUCCCAAAAUUUAGUCCCAUUAGCAGAUCAAAUACCACUAGAAGAUGUUAUUAUUGAUGAAGACAUACCUGUGAGUAGUAAUAAUUCCGAGUUGUUAGGAAAUAAAUCCACAGUUCUUAAUAUGACUAAUGAUUGUAUAUUGGUGCAAGCUAUCACAGAGGAAAAUGUGAAAAAUAAUGAUGUAUCAACAAUUGAAAAUGAAAAUAAAAAUGGUCCUGAGUCAUUAGUCCCUUCAAGUACUGAAGAGAAUAAUAUAACCUUAAAUAAAAAAUCAGGUUUAUAUAAAAGACAAUGUGAGCCAUUUGUACCUGUACUUAACAAACAUGGAUCAACAGUUCUUCAGUGGCCAUCAGAAAUGCUGGCUUAUACAACUAUUGAGCCAUCAAUUUCAUAUAGCUGUAAUCCUCUCUGUUUUGACUUCAAGUCUACUAAAUUAAACAAUAAUCUAGAUAAAAACAAACUGCUCUUAAAUUGUCCUUAUUCUCAGCAGAAGGAAGAUAUUUACAAUGAACCAGUGUCUGACUGUAAGGACCUACCUAAUGCAGGACUCACGGAUUGUGAAACAGGUAGCAGUAAAAAUGAAUACACUCAAGACACUCCUCUUUUGCCUGAUGAUACUCUGACCAAUAACUGUGAGUCCAGAAAAAAUGAAAAUAUGGAUAAGAGAUAUAAAAAUAUUUCCUAUAGGCACAGAAGAGCACAGAAAUGCAACUUCACUAAAAAUCAAGCCAAACAGGACACUCUAGAUGAGAAAUACAACAAAAUAAGGUUGAAAGAUACUCAUGAACAGUGGUUCCAUAAAAGUAGAAGGAAGAAAAAAAGAAGAAAGCUAUGUCAGCAUCACCAUGGGGAGAAAACCAAAGAUACAGAAACUCACUGCAAAAUGGAAAUGGAGAAUAGUUACACUGAUACAACCAGAAAAAAUCUUCUGGAACCAAUCUCAGAAAAGCAGUAUGUAGCUGAAGAACAUUUGUUAGACUCACAUAAAUCAUCUGAUAAAAGGCCCAAAUCAGUAUAUGUAGACUUAAGUGAAAAUGAAGAAAUUCAUAAAACCUGUAACACAGAAUACAAUAACAAUGGUGACAUCAGUUCUAAAAACCACUGCAAAAAGAACACAAUACUUUUAAAUGGACAAUCAAAUCAAACAAUGAUACAUUCUGGGGAACGUAAUUUAACAUACUCCAGAACUUACUGUUGUUGGAAAGCCAGACUGUCAAGCUGUAGUCAAGAUCACAGAUGCUUCCUUCUUCAAAACGACACGCAAUGUGUGAGUCAGAAUCACCCUGUUAAAAGAGGUUAUAAUUCUCUCAUGAAUGAAACAGAAAGAUUCCAUCGAAAACGUAGACAGCAUUCAUGUUCUUAUUCUUCAGAUGAAAGUUUAAAUCGACAGAAUUAUUUACCAGACGAAUUUUUGAAGCCACCAAGCUCUUCAGCUGCUCCCUGUAGGUUUAAAAAAAAGCGAAGGAGAAAAAGAAGCAGAUUCCAUCCUAGAGGUGAAACAUUGGAAAUCAAAGAAAAUAUAGAUUAUCACAUGAAAAGGAGUUCAUCUUUAAAUCACCUGGAUGGAUUAAUAAGUGAAGACAAAAUCGAAGAAAAAAAACCACAAGAAGUUGCAAAUAUAGAAAGGAACUCAGAACAAGGAGACCAAGUAAAAAACAAAUUGGUUUUGCACUCUAGUAGUUCCCUUCCUUUUGAAGCCAGGGGUGAAUCUGCACAUUUAGAAAUGGAGACCACGCUUCGUGAAUUGCCAGAGGUUUCCAAAGAUUCUACCGCAUCUGUCUCUACAGCUAGUGUCCCAACAAAACAAGCAGUUAAUAACACCUUGCUUGAACACAAAGAAAGAGGUGAGACAACAAAUGUUAACGAAAAACAAAUUCCUUUUAAGGUGCCUAAUAUUGAAAGGAACUUUAGACAGUCACAGCCCAAAUCAUACCUUUGCCAUUGUGAACUGGCUGAGGCUCUUCCACAAGGAAAGAUGAAUGAGGCCUCAACAACAGAGUGGCUGUGCUAUAAUUCAGGAAUCCUUAACACACAACCACCAUUACCAUUCAAGGAGGCACAGGUCAGUGGUCAUACGUUUGUGACGACAGAGCAAAUCCUAGCUCCACUGGCUUUACCAGAACAGACAUUAUUGAUCCCACUAGAAAACCAUAACAAAUUCAAAAAUCUACCAUGUGAAGUCUACCAGCACAUAAUACAGCCAAACAUGCUGGCCAACAAGGUCAAACUUACUUUCCCUCCACCCCCUCUCCCUCCCCCCAGUACACCUCUGCAGCCUUUGCCUUUGCAGCAGCCCUUAUGUUCUACCUCUGUGACCACGAUCCAUCACACUGUUCUGCAGCAGCAUGCUGCAGCAGCCGCAGCUGCAGGAACCUUUAAAGUGCUUCAGCCACACCAACAGUUUCUCUCCCAAGUUCCAGCUCUCGCCAGAACAUCUAUACCUCAGAUCGCAGUAGGACCAGCAGGACCCAGGCUUUGUCCUGGGAACCAGCCAACUUUCCUUGCUCCUUCUCCGAUGCCAAUCAUUCCUGCUUCGGCUCUUCAUCCUAGCCACCUGGCUUUCCCACCUUUACCCCAUGCAUUCUUUCCUUCUCUGCUUUCCCCACACCCAACUGUCAUUCCUCUGCAGCCCCUCUUCUAGACAUCACCAUAAAGAGGAGAAAAGAUACCUUUGUGAAAACUAUUGCUUUAUUCAUAGGUCUUCAUCUAAACAGAUAAUCAGCUAUUUAACUGAUGGAAAUAAAUUGGCCAAAAUAUGGCCUCUUGGUUUCAAAUCAUUUACUGUAAGUGUAAUGAUGCAAAUAAAUUCUUAAGUUUCAUAUAUAUAUAUAUAUAAUAUUAUUAAAGCACUGAAUAGUUUGAAAAUCAAUACAAUAUAUGCUGUAUAUUAAAUGAUGUCUUAAAAGUAUGUAUAAUGUACAUAAAAUAUAUUUAUAGUACUGUAAUUUAUGUUGUAAAGUAUGCUCUUGUUUUUUUUCUAAUCUUUGUGUAUUUGCACCUAUUUAAUGUUUAGACAAAGCUGAUGGCACUAUGUUUUGUAUCACGUUCCUUGAAACUGUAAAUUCAGUGAAAAAUAUCUCUUGCAAUAAAUUUUUGUUAACUAUUUAA
Castor canadensis (American beaver) is the source of this 3687-nucleotide messenger RNA. NCBI's taxonomy places the organism in Eukaryota, Metazoa, Chordata, Mammalia, Rodentia, Castoridae. The record is from RefSeq and is a predicted model, not a curated record.